Anastrepha obliqua is the source of this 2843-nucleotide messenger RNA. RefSeq names its product organic cation transporter protein. NCBI's taxonomy places the organism in Eukaryota, Metazoa, Arthropoda, Insecta, Diptera, Tephritidae. The coding region runs from base 143 to 2041 and encodes 632 amino acids. Gene Ontology annotation, cellular component: membrane. Gene Ontology annotation, biological process: transmembrane transport. The record is from RefSeq and is a predicted model, not a curated record. The transcript has 9 exons. Gene Ontology annotation, molecular function: transmembrane transporter activity.
AUUUGGGAAUCAUUUAAGUAACAAACGACCGUCCUCAUUGCAUGUAACCACAGCUAAUGCCGGCAAAUUGAUACCGACAAUUGUGACGUCACAAAAAAAACCACAACACCACCAACAAAAACAGAAAAAUCAACACAAACAAAUGACAGCGAAACGUAAAAAUUCAAAUUCUAAUGAGAUCAACAACACCAGCAGCGCGAACACUGCAGCGACAGAAGCGCCACCUGCCAACACGAGGACGACAACAACAACAGCGCCAGCAACGGCUGUCGGCACCGUGACGUCAGCAAACAGCGGCACGAUCGCUGCCAAUAAUGGACCCUCACCGCCGGCAAUAGCGCCAACGAGGCGAGAACCAAACAUCAGCACCAGCAGCAGCAAAGAUGAUAAUGAGACUGAUGUGAUCGGCGAGCUAGUGGGACAUUUCGGCAAGUGGCAAUGCCUGAUGACAAUGUUAUUGUCAUUAUUUCAAGUGCCCAACACAUUUCACAUAUCGUCGCCAGUGUAUCAGGCGAUCAACAAAAAUUUCUGGUGCAGUCGACCGCCACAUUUGCAGAAUUUGUCGGUGGAUGUGUGGCGCAAUCUGAGUGAUUCACAGGACAAUUGCUUUCAGGCGAACAUCGACUGGAGUCACGUGCGAAACGAUAGCAUAGAGAUGCAGCCAGCGUUGCAACAACUUAACCGGCAGCAACAGCAACAGCAGCCACAUGGCAGUUUGCCACAUGAGCCCUCAGCGGUGUCUGCAUUUCAACACUAUCUUAUCUCACCGCUGGCCGUCGUCCAAAAUGCCACACGCAUCCCCUGCUCGGCUUGGGAAUAUGACAACGAUGACAAUUUGGGCAACACAUGGACUUCACAGUGGGAUUUGGUGUGCGACAAGGAGUACUUUAAGAAUGUGGCAGAAAUGUUCUUUCUAUUGGGUGUGGCAACAGGUGGCAUUUUAUCGGGCUAUUUGUCGGACAAAUUUGGCCGCAAAAAGAUGCUCUUCAUAUCUGCCGUGCUACAAACGAUUUUUGGUCUCGCCCUCUACUUUCCCGAUUCGUUGGAAAUGUUCCUACUGCUGCGCGCCCUGCUCGGCCUUGUCUCUGUGUCCGUGACUUAUGCCGGCCUUAUAUUGGCCAUUGAAUAUGUGGAUGGCAAAUGGCGCACCAUAGCUGGCAUGUACAAUUUAUUCCCACUGCCAAUUUCGUACAUGUUGAUCGCAGGUAUUGCCUAUCUGACGCAGGACUAUCAGAGGCUACAACUCUGCAUUGGCAUACCAGGCAUAUUCCUGUGUUUUCUAUGGUUUGUUGUACCCGAAUCUCCGCGCUGGCUGUUGGUCAAAGGCCAUAUUGCCGAGGUGAAAAUUAUUGUGGAGCGCGCUGCUAAAUUUAAUGGUCGACAGCUGCCAGCCGACUUUGAGUCAAUGCUCAAACCACCGACACAGGAAGAAUCUUCACAGAAUUGCAUCAGCCUCUUCAAAUCGGGUUACCUGCGUUGUGUGACGAUUUGCUUUCUAUGCAUUUGGUUUACCAUGAAUUUGGUGUAUUAUGGCUUGAUAUUGAAUAUGAGUUCAUUUGGCGGAAAUGUUUAUUUGAAUUCGGCUUUAGCUGGCCUAGUCGAAAUUCCUGCCAUUGCCAUUGCCAUGUACAUUAUCACUAAGGUUGGCAAAAAGUGGCUAUUCUGCGCCACAUUCAUCUGUACGAGCAUCGCCUGCUGUUGCGCGGCCAUUACCGAGGGCAAUGAUGACCAACUCUGGCUGAAGAUUACAUUCCUCAUGAUUGGCAAAUUCACUAUCAGCGCCGGCAACACUAUAAUGCCCGUCUACACUGCUGAACUCUACCCGACCGCCAUACGUAAUGUAGGUGUUGGCGCUUGUAAUGUGGCCGCUGGUGCAGCACUCAUACUCACACCAUAUCUAUCUUUGUUGAAUAAAAUUGAGAUUCACUUUAUGAUGACGCUGCUCACAGCAUUUGCAUUCUUUGGUGGUUUUGUUGUCUUGUUCCUACCUGAAACUACAGCUGCUCAAACGAAAUCAGAGCCACAAGAGCAAAAAUGUUAGAAUUGACCCACUUUUAUGUGAAUACGAGUACUAUCCUCCCGAAUGAUAAAACGCAAGCAAAAUAAAAUUGGCGUAUGUCAAAAUACAACAAAGUUACUUAGUAAAAUAAAUUUGGCCCACUUGUCGCUGUCAACUUUCAAAACUGUCGAACUGCUAUGGCGAGCAGUAAGGUCUUUAAAAUGUAAGAGAAAAAGUAAUGAAAACAAAAACAUAAAGUACAUAUGAAUGCAUUAUUAAGAAUAAGAAAAUUGAAAAUAAUUAUUUGUAUUUUGGCUGGACCAAAAUAGUUACACAUACAGAUAAACACAACAACAAAAACAAAGAAAUGUAACUAACAGAAGUAAAAACUGAUAAUAUCAUUUCAUACAAAUCCACUAUACAACAAGUAUUUACUUAAGCAUGCAUACUUACAUACAUAUAAACACAGGCAAAUAAUUUUCAACAUAUCAGUGCAACAACUAGACAAAGUUAUUCCUGACGAGUGACAUUAAAUUUGUGAUUAUUUUUUAACAAACGAUCACAAUAAGCUUCCGAACUGAAAGUGGAAGUUGCAAAAAAAAAAAACAAAACAAACAAAUAUCAUGAAAACAACUUCGUCUAUGUGUGCAUGUAUGUAUGUAAGUUAUUCACUAUUUAACCACACCCACACAAAUUUAAGAUUAAAUACAAAAACAAAACAGUUAAGUGCAAACAGUUAUUCAAUACAGGCAGGACCUUUUGUUGCAAAUUCAUAAUAUUUAAGAAAAAUGUUUUUAAUGAAAAAUGUUAAGGAGCAAGAAAUUAUCACUGAAAUGAUGAAAUA